Messenger RNA from Harmonia axyridis, 911 nucleotides. Its product is annotated as larval cuticle protein LCP-30-like. Gene Ontology annotation, cellular component: chitin-based extracellular matrix. The coding region runs from base 118 to 828 and encodes 236 amino acids. Gene Ontology annotation, molecular function: structural constituent of chitin-based larval cuticle. The transcript is spliced from 4 exons. Lineage: Eukaryota; Metazoa; Arthropoda; Insecta; Coleoptera; Coccinellidae. The record is from RefSeq and is a predicted model, not a curated record.
UUUGACAACUUGCAUCCCUAAAACAAGCCAAUUUUGUUCUGAAUAUCAUAUAAAAGAUCAGGGAAUGUCUUAUGCACUUGUCAGUCGUUAUUGAACCUUAGGUGUAAUAAGAUCAAAAUGAGAGUGCUGAUUAUUGGUAUCUUCGCUUUGUAUGCGGCAGAAUCCGCUCUCAUAGAAAAUAUUGACGAUGGCUCCUAUAGGGAAGACAAUUCAGGGCAGUACAUUCCUGAUGAUUCUGGAAAAUAUAUUCCAGACUACAGCGGCCGUUAUCAGGAUGACGGCACAGGGAGAUAUUCGGGAGAUAAAUUUGCAAAAUAUGACAACGAUGGUUCCUUCAAUGGUAGGUUUCCAUCAGGCAAUGACUUGCUUAACGGACAAGAAGUGAGGAUACAGAGGGCCAAUCAAAUCCAGCCAAAACGACCAAUCUACAAACCGAUAAGAUUAACAUUUAUUGCUAAGCCAUCGAAUAAUCCAGUGGUGAACUAUAACGAUAGAUUUGGAAAUUCUCCAGAUGGACGUUGGAGAAUCAUCAAGAAAAAUGGUGAAGUGAGCGAGGAUGGAUAUAGUUGGGAGUAUGAAACUGAGAAUGGAAUAUCUGCAGCUGAAUCUGGCAAAUUAGCUAACAAAGGAACUCAAAACGAAGCAAUGCAAGCAAAAGGAUUUUUCACAUAUACAGGACCAGAUAAUGUGGUUUACACUGUAACAUACAGAGCUGAUGAAAAUGGGUUCCAGCCAGAAGGAGCACAUUUACCAACACCUCCACCUAUCCCUGAGGCUAUUUUGAAGUCACUAGAAUCUCAGGGCAUAUCUAGAAGGCUGAAGUCAUAAAAAACUUCAUUGAAUAUUAAUAUAAGCCUUACAAUAUUAUUAUGCUUGGUAUAUUUUAUAUAAAAUAAAUUUAUCAUUACUUA